GAAAAGAAAUUGCUAUUGCGCAUGCGUCAGAUUUCAUACUGUAGCCACGUGGUGAGAAGUCUUGAGGAGCUAGCUGCUGUAAUGUCGAUGUACGGAGCCCCCAUUCUCGUCCUCAAUGCUAAUACAAAAAGAGAAACGGGCAGAAAGGCCCAACUCAGUAACAUCCAGGCUGCUAAGGCAAUAGCUGAUGUAAUUCGUACGUGUCUAGGCCCCCGGGCCAUGCUCAAAAUGUUGAUGGAUCCAAUGGGAGGCAUCGUCAUGACCAACGAUGGGAACGCCAUCCUUCGAGAGAUACAAGUACAGCACCCAGCGGCCAAGUCCAUGAUAGAGAUCAGUCGGACACAAGACGAGGAGGUGGGAGAUGGCACCACCUCUGUCAUCAUAAUGGCUGGUGAGAUGUUGUCAGCUGCUGAGCAGUUUCUAGAACAACAGAUGCAUCCCACGGUAAUCAUCAGAGCAUAUCGACAGGCACUCGAUGAUAUUGUCACUAUCACAAAAGAAAAAAUAUCGACAAGCGUGGACGUCAACAACAAAGAGGAGAUGAUGAAGAUCAUCAAAAGCACGAUUGGUACAAAGUUCAUCAAGAAAUGGUCUAACAUGGCGUGUGAGAUGGCUAUCCGUGCUGUGCAGACAGUGACACUAGAAGAAGGUGGGCGGAGGGAGAUAGACAUCAAGAGGUAUGCCCGAGUGGAGAAGAUACCCGGGGGUAGUAUUGAAGAGUCCGAGGUCCUCCGUGGAGUCAUGCUCAACAAGGACGUCACGCAUCCCAAGAUGAGGCGGCGUAUUGAGAAUCCUCGUAUUGUGUUGUUGGAUUGCUCCCUCGAGUACAAGAAAGGGGAGAGCAUGACUAAUAUCGAGGUAUCGGCAGAGAUGGACUUCACGCGACUGCUCCAGAUUGAGGAGGAACAAGUUCAGAAGAUGUGUGAGGAUAUCAUCACUCUCAAGCCUGACCUUGUGUUCACAGAGAAGGGAGUGUCAGACCUUGCCCAGCACUAUCUAAUGAAGAACAACAUUACUGCAAUCCGUCGUCUUAAGAAGUCUGACAACAACAGAGUAGCACGGGCGUGUGGUGGUACCAUAUGCAGCCGCACUGAUGAGGUGAAGGAGUCGGACAUCGGCACUGGGUGUGGCUUGUUUGAGAUCCGUAAGAUAGGUGAUGAGUACUUCACCUACCUGGUAGAGUGCAAGGACCCCAAGGCUUGCACCAUCGUCUUGAGGGGGGCCAGCAAGGACAUACUGCACGAGGUGGAUCGAAACCUCCAGGAUGCUAUGCAAGUGGCCCGCAACGUGAUGCUGGAUCCAUCCCUUGUUCCAGGGGGUGGGGCUACAGAGAUGGCUUUGGCACAGGCCCUCAAUGAGAAGGCUAAGAGUGUAGCAGGCGUUCAACAAUGGCCGUAUCGUGCUGUUAGUCGUGCUCUAGAGGUCAUCCCCCGGACCCUCCUGCAGAACUGUGGGGCCAACACCAUCAGAGUACUCACUGCCCUCAGGGCAAAGCAUGCAGCUGAGGAGUACUCAACAUGGGGAGUGGACGGUGACAGAGGUGUACUGGCAGACAUGAAGGAACUGGGAGUGUGGGACCCUCUGGCUGUCAAGAUACAGACCUACAAGACUGCCAUUGAGACGGCUAUUCUGCUGCUGCGUAUAGAUGACAUUGUGUCCGGCAGCAAGAAGGGCGGAGCUGCAGAGGGAGCACCUGAGUAGACGAACACAAACUAGUAGACGUUGUUAUUAGGAUAUCAUUAUGUCCAUGUGUAUGCUGCUUGACUGUAUUAUCUAUAUAUCUAUCAUCGAAAUUGUGUGGUAACAAAA
Molecule: messenger RNA, 1809 nt
Organism: Halichondria panicea
Lineage: Eukaryota; Metazoa; Porifera; Demospongiae; Suberitida; Halichondriidae
Product: T-complex protein 1 subunit gamma-like
Exons: 14
Coding region: 22-1701 (559 amino acids)
Biological process (GO): protein folding
Cellular component (GO): chaperonin-containing T-complex
Molecular function (GO): ATP binding; ATP hydrolysis activity; ATP-dependent protein folding chaperone
Source: RefSeq, a predicted model, not a curated record